Setaria italica (foxtail millet) is the source of this 1760-nucleotide messenger RNA. Its product is annotated as anthranilate phosphoribosyltransferase, chloroplastic. Gene Ontology annotation, biological process: L-tryptophan biosynthetic process. The record is from RefSeq and is a predicted model, not a curated record. Gene Ontology annotation, cellular component: cytosol. Gene Ontology annotation, molecular function: anthranilate phosphoribosyltransferase activity. The transcript has 9 exons. Lineage: Eukaryota; Viridiplantae; Streptophyta; Magnoliopsida; Poales; Poaceae. The coding region runs from base 160 to 1344 and encodes 394 amino acids.
UGAAAUCCCAGUUGUACACUGCGCUCUGAGUAUAAAACUAGUACUCAGCCACGUGAGCGAACCGGCUCCAUAUCCAUCUCCGCUUUGCUGUCCGUCCUCGGCCCACGCCCGAAUCCAGAAGGAAUCCCCCACUGCGCGCGCGGGCACCCCGCACCUCCAAUGGCGGCCGCCUCGCUCAAGCUCGCCUCCCCCAAGCCCCUCGCCCCCGCGCCAUCCCCGCUCCUACGCGGGCGGGGCGCGGCGCAGGCGCGGCCCCUCCCUGCGCGCCGCGUCCCGCUGCCCCCCCGCGUCGCCGUGCAGCACCACGACGCGCCGGCCGCCGCCCCGCGCAUCGGCUCCUUCGACAAGGUGCUGGAGGCGCUGAUCGCCGGGACCGACUUCUCGGAGGAGGACGCGGAGGCCACGCUGCGGCUGCUGCUGGAGGAGAAGGACGAGGCGCGCAUCGCCGCCUUCCUCGUCCUCCUCAGGGCCAAGGGCGAGACCUACGAAGAGAUCGUGGGGCUGGCGAACGCGAUGCUGAGCUGCUGCGUCCGGGUUGACGGGCUGGACGACGCCGUCGACAUUGUCGGCACCGGCGGCGACGGCGCGGACACCGUCAACAUCUCCACCGGUUCCACCAUCCUCGCCGCCGCGGCCGGCGCCAAGGUCGCUAAGCAAGGGAGCAGGGCGAGCUCGUCGGCGUGCGGCAGCGCCGAUGUGCUGGAGGCGCUGGGGGUCAACAUCGAGCUUGGACCCGAGGGUAUUAAACGGUGUAUCAAUGAGGUGGGCGUGGGGUUCAUGAUGUCUGCAAAUUAUCAUCCUGCAAUGAAAAUUGUCAGACCUGUGAGGAAGAAUCUGAAAAUAAAGACAGUUUUCAAUAUCCUUGGUCCUCUAUUGAAUCCAGCAAGGGUGCCUCAUGCUGUUAUUGGUGUUUACCAUGAGAACAUAGUUACCAAGAUGGCUAAGGCUGCACAGAAAUUUGGCAUGAAGAGAGCAUUGGUUGUCCAUUCAAAGGGUUUGGACGAAAUAAGCCCACUAGGUCCUGGAUAUAUCCUUGAUGUUACUCCAGGAAAGAUUGAAAAAAUGCUCUUCGAUCCAUUGGACUUUGGUAUUCCUCGCUGCACAUUGGAAGAUCUAAAAGGAGGUGAUCCAGCAUUUAACGCAAAAGUUCUUCAGGAUGUUCUUGCUGGUCAAAAAGGGUCGGUUGCAGAUGCGCUUGUCCUGAAUGCCGCAGCCUCUCUUCUUGUCUGUGGUAAAGUCAAGAAUUUACAUGACGGUGUUGCACUAGCACAAGAGACACAGCGGUCCGGGAAGGCCAUUAAUACACUUGAGUCUUGGAUAAAGAUUUCGAAUAGUUCCAAGUGACUGAGCGAUGCUGAUUUGCAAUAGAAGGAUUUCUGCAAUAAGGCGAGAGGAAUGGUGGCAAAUAAGGACUCACCAAGUCCAUCCGUCAUCCAUGUAUUAUUAGGUUUUUUCUUUUUUCUCCCAUUUGUUCAUGAUCGGCCGUGUCACAACAAUAGAUGGCUUCUAGUCUGGUUUAUGUAUCAGCGGUGCUGUUGUCUCGAGAAAUCUCCAUCAAGACGGGAUUGUAAGGAUUGUAAGUUCUGCUUGACCGGGGUAGAUGGACAUAGGUUAGAUGAUGUGAUGCCGCAUUACAUUCGGAAGCGAUUGGAAAUUUUGCAAUGCGCAUCAACCUGAAAGAAGCUAGCUCUGCGGGCAGUUCGUUUUUUUUCCGCAGCCGAAAGCUUGUUACAUAAGGAAAUUGGAGCAUGUGUCCUUAA